UUAUGAAAUCCUCUCUACACUGCCACAUUUGUGGGCAGAAGAAUGUAAUUGAUAUAAUUGAUAAAAAAUAGGAACAAAAUCAAUUAUAAAAUUACAGAAUGAACUAAGCAAACGUGAAAUAAUACAGUAGUAGCAGUUGAGACGGAAUCUAUGUAACGUUGUGAGUUGGGCUCGUCUUGUCAACAUAUUUUAGUUGAUAAGAGAUGUCAGAAAUAUUUAGUAAAUAAAAGAGAGAUUUAUAUUCACGUGCGAACGCACAUAUCUCCAAACUAGUAUAUAGUCCUAAAUAAGAGAGGUUUAUAUCAGUAAAUUAUUAUUUGCUCCAUGAGUGGCCAUAGGGAAGAGUAUCAACCAACAUGGGCCAUGGCCACCACCCUUUGCUAUGGUCUUCUAUUUUAUUCCUUCCCACCACCCCAGGUGUUGUCGCACAAAAAGAGAAAAGAGAACUGAAGUGUCUUAUGGUUCUGUAUUGUUUUUGAAUAACUCGGAUUAGCAAUGGAAAGUAAGAAUGGUGGAGAAGGGAAGACAAUGUGUAACAGGGGCAUCUGGUUUCAUAGCUUCAUGGAUGGUCAAGUUAUUGCUACACCGUCAACGCCACUGUUCGCAAUCUCACAAUGGUACAAUCUGUCGAAGACCCUGGCUGAAGAAGCUGCGUGGGAAUUUGCAAAACAGAAUGGGAUUGAUUUGAUUACCCUUCAUCCAGUUGUAGUCAUUGGUCCAUUUCUGCAGCCUACCCUCCGAGGCUGUGCUCAACUUCAUAAGACAAGCUUUGAAGAAAACGGAUUUCCAAAUAUCGGGGGAACGAGCAAAAACUAUAGGCGUCAAAUACUUGAAUUUAGCGUGAAGGACUCUGUUGAAAGCUUAGUCCAGAAGAACUUCCUCAAAAUCUUACCCCAAAACUAGUCCUUCGGAUUUGUUGUUCUUGUAAUAGUGUUUGAGGCUUAAAGUAGAACCUUUUCGUCCUCCAAUAAGUGUGUCAGUACAAAAGCUCUGUUAUGUAUCAGCGCAAUGAUUUAUUCCUGUAUUAAAAACGAUGAUUAUCACCUAGCGCUAUCUUUUUGGGUCUUUUUUUAGUGUGUCCUAAAAGGAUUGAUACGCACGUUCAUACGUUUGAAACUCGCAUAAUAAUGAACAUUUUACCUUUAAGGAUGCUAAAGAAAUACACAUUUAUAACAAGUUCUAGAGGGCAAUUAUACCCCUCAACUUGGUAAUUUAGAGCACAUAUACCCCCCUCAAUUUUUUUUUAUGAAGGAAUGAUUUCACAGCAAAAUUCAUAAAAUUGAUAAGAAAAUCUAAGAGCACAUAUGGCAUAUGUAAACCCCUUGUACCACAAGGCAAAAUACCAACCAGACACAUGCCAUUCACAAGAGUUGAGCAUUUUCCUUCAAGUUGAUUUAACAUGUCAAACUU
Messenger RNA from Solanum lycopersicum (tomato), 1410 nucleotides. RefSeq names its product cinnamoyl-CoA reductase 1-like. The record is from RefSeq and is a predicted model, not a curated record. NCBI's taxonomy places the organism in Eukaryota, Viridiplantae, Streptophyta, Magnoliopsida, Solanales, Solanaceae. Gene Ontology annotation, molecular function: oxidoreductase activity, acting on the CH-OH group of donors, NAD or NADP as acceptor.